AUGAAUAUGCUAAGAAGAUUGACCAAAGUAAAGCAAAUCCAGUUCACCCAGUGGCCCUUCAUGGUGUUCCUGCCAAAGCUGCUGGGGAAAACUCAUAACACUGCCUUGGGAUGUGCAACAGCUGGGUCACAGGCUGUGUCUGAGAAACGGAGUGAAGCAGAGAACUUGGAUGCCCAUGAUGUUGCAAGAGCAAUUGAGUUACUGGAGAAACUGCAAGAAUCUGGAGAAGUACCAGUACACAAGCUACAGUCCCUAAAGAAGGUGCUGCAGAGUGAGUUUUGUACAGCUAUCAGAGAGGUGUAUCAAUACAUGCAUGAAACCAUAACUGUUAAUGGCUGCCCCGAAUUCCGAGCCAGGGCCACUGCAAAGGCAACAGUUGCUGCUUUUGCUGCAAGUGAAGGCCAUUCCCACCCGCGCGUGGUGGAGCUGCCAAAGACUGAUGAAGGCCUGGGCUUUAAUGUCAUGGGAGGAAAGGAACAAAAUUCACCUAUUUACAUUUCCCGCAUCAUCCCUGGAGGAGUGGCAGAAAGACAUGGAGGGCUCAAACGGGGGGACCAGCUGCUUUCGGUUAAUGGAGUGAGCGUGGAAGGAGAGCACCAUGAGAAGGCAGUGGAGCUGCUGAAGGCGGCUAAGGACAGCGUCAAGCUGGUGGUACGCUACACUCCCAAGGUGCUGGAGGAGAUGGAGGCUCGCUUCGAAAAACUGAGAACAGCCCGGCGCCGGCAACAGCAGCAAUUGCUCAUCCAGCAGCAGCAACAGCAGCAAAAUACACAGCAAAACCAUAUGUCGUAGGUUAUUCUCAAGAAAAAAAAAGCCUCGCUCAAGAGUUCAGUAAUCAAGCAACCAGAGCUGCACUUCAGUAUUCCAGCAAAAGGAAACAACUACAGGAACACAAAAAAGAAUUCACCUUUGUGAAGAGAAUGUGCAGUGCAAGAAUAAUGUAGUUAAGACAGCCAUAGGGAGGGUACCUUCAUGAUAAGGUUUUUCAGCACACGGCAGUCACAGGUACAUAGUACUUCUGGGACUCUAAUGAGAACAGCAUGAUAGGUAAACCCUAUGAAACAGAGCUCUAAGUCCAGGGCUUCCAAAUAAUUCUGUUUGAUCUAAUCUUGCACUCCUUACUCUGAGAAAUUGGCCAGUUGGCUUUCUCUAGUCAGUGAAAGUUUUGUUUUAAGGAGAUCAAGAUUGGCUGGUUUUGGGGACAGAAUCUUUCUCUACAGUUAUCUCCAGAAAUGAACAACUACAUCAGUUCAAAAUUUUGCCACAGACAUCAAACUCAUGCAUCACGCUUCAUAGCCACUUUGUACUAUAUAUUG
Charadrius vociferus (killdeer) is the source of this 1316-nucleotide messenger RNA. RefSeq names its product lin-7 homolog A (C. elegans) (gene LIN7A). Gene Ontology annotation, cellular component: basolateral plasma membrane; MPP7-DLG1-LIN7 complex; cell-cell junction. Gene Ontology annotation, biological process: protein localization to basolateral plasma membrane; neurotransmitter secretion; maintenance of epithelial cell apical/basal polarity. The record is from RefSeq and is a predicted model, not a curated record. NCBI's taxonomy places the organism in Eukaryota, Metazoa, Chordata, Aves, Charadriiformes, Charadriidae. Gene Ontology annotation, molecular function: L27 domain binding. The coding region runs from base 1 to 792 and encodes 263 amino acids. The transcript has 7 exons.